Molecule: messenger RNA, 1176 nt
Organism: Sordaria macrospora k-hell
Lineage: Eukaryota; Fungi; Ascomycota; Sordariomycetes; Sordariales; Sordariaceae
Molecular function (GO): FAD binding
Source: RefSeq, a predicted model, not a curated record
AUGUCUUCACAGUCCAACAAGAUCGCCAUUGUGGGUGGCGGGCCAUCUGGCCUUGCUCUGGCGGCGCUGUUGGAGAAGAAGGGCGGUUUCGACUACGUCGUCUACGAGAGCAGCGCCGAGCAUGUCCCUCCCCGUGGAGGCUGCCUCGACCUCCAUCCCGGGAGCGGACAGCGGGCCAUGCGCGAGGCCGGAGUUUUUGACGAGUUCAAAAAGUAUGCGAGGUACGGCGACGCAACCAUUCACCGUCUGUUCGACCACAAGGGCAACAGCCUCUUUGACUUUGGCGAAGGCCGUGAUGCCCCAGAGAUUGAUCGCUGGGCCAUCCGCAAGGUCUUGCUGAGUGGAAUCCCCAAAGGCAAGAUUCACUGGAGGAAACCGGUUCAGAAGGCGGAGAGGGACGAGAGCGGCCAGAUUGUUUUGACCUUUACCGACGGCUCAACUGCUUCUGGCUUCAAACUGGUCGUGGGCGCUGAUGGCACUUUUAGCAAGAUCCGGCAUCUGGUCACGGAUGCGAAGCCGGUUUACUCUGGCUUUUUCUACAUCACAACCAAGAUCCAGCCAGAGAACCCUUUCUAUCCCAAGAUGAAGGAGUUGUGCCGGAUGGGCUCCAUGAUUGUCAUGGGCAACGGCGUGCACAUGUUCAACUCGCGCCAGGGCGACGGCCAUUACCGUGUCGAUGUCGGCAUUCCCGGGCCCGAGAACUUUGCCACUAGUGGGAUCGUCGACGUCGCUGACUGGGAGGCACUCAAGAAGUAUCUCUUGCAGGACGACUUUUUCGGGCCGUACUCGAAGGAGAUGCAGGACAUCAUCACCAACAGCGAUGGGCCUUUCCGACCAUGGAUCAUGUACUACUUCCCCACGGAUCGGCUGAACUGGCAGCCGGUGUCUGGAGUGACGCUGAUCGGAGAUGCUGCUCAUGUUACCACGCCCUUUGUUGGCGACGGCGUCAACUGCGCAAUGCGUGAUUCCUGCAUAUUGGCAGGCAAGCUCAAGGAGCUCGGUGUCACGGACAAGGCGGUGGCGGCCUAUGAGAAGGAGAUGUUUCCCUUUGCCAUCGAUGUCAUUACGAGGAGCUUGCAGAGUCAAGUCAUGUUCUUUGAGAAGGAGUCGCCCAAGACUUUCAUUGAAGUCAUGAGUUCGGGAAAGCCGUUGAUUGGCACAACCGAUCAUAUUUGA